AUGGAGCGGGGUCGGGGGUCGGAGAUUCCUAUCACAGCCAAACCUCCCUACCCCCAGGGGAAUUGGGGGAAGUGGCAGCAGGGGGCCGGAGUGGAAAGUGAGAAUAAAAGAAGAACCGAGUACAACCUGCCAGGCAAGCUAGCCGUGAAGAGAAGGAAAGCCCUGCCCCGCGCCCUGUGCUCCCCGCGGGCAGGCGCGCAGCGCGCCUUCCCCUUUCUCCAAGUCCCGCUUCCCGACCGUUGCCUGGGGGCACUGAGCCCCCUUCCCCAGUUCCUAGCCGUUGUCACCGCUACAGCCUCCGGAAAACCCUCGGCAAACCCCGGAGCAAACAACACAGGCGCGGGGCGGGGGUGCGGAGGGAGGAGGCGGCACUCGGGACGGCGAGGCUUUAUCGCCGCGCCCUCCGCGCUCCCUCCCACCAGCCUCGGCUGCCCGCGCUCUUACCUGCUCUCCGCGUCGCCCGGGAAGACCACGGCGUCGCUUUCCCUCCCGGCAGGGCCGAGGACUAGCACCGCCGCCGCCGCUGGCCGGGCGUCCCGAGGGAGCCGGGGCCUCCCCGGCAGCCCGAGCCGCUCCAGUGGGAGAAGAGGAAACAAAACAGCGGCGAGCCGGCCCGCGCAGCGCCCCCCGCCCGCGCCGCCCCACGGAUCCCCAACCGCCGAGGCGACGGCGGCGACACAGAGCCCGGCGCGGGGAGCAAUGGUGGCCCCCGCCCUCGCCCCGCUCCGGGCCCCCUCCCUCCACCCCCCGCUUCAGCUCCUCCCCCUCGGCCUCCUACCGCCGCCACCAGGACACUCGAGUCCGCCUCCCCCACCCCGCCCGCUCCGAGCGCUCCUCCCCUCCCCACGCGGCGAGGGGGGGGGGGGGCAGCACAGCCAGUCACCGCUGCGUCUGUCAAACCAGGGCUGGCUAUUUAUACCCGGCAGGGCCCCACCGGCCCCCUAGCCGGCCAACCUGCUUCGGUGGCUGUCUCGACUCUCGCCCGCCCCUUAUCCCCCAACUUCUACCAAACCCGCCUUCUCAGAUUAUGACACUGACAUGACUGAAGGAGUGAGCAACUUUCUCAAGACCACCAGCAAGUGAGUAAUGGUGCCAGGCAAGAAAUCCAAGCAGGCUGGCUCCAGAC
This is a messenger RNA of Leopardus geoffroyi (Geoffroy's cat), 1126 nucleotides long. RefSeq names its product vegetative cell wall protein gp1-like. The transcript has 4 exons. Lineage: Eukaryota; Metazoa; Chordata; Mammalia; Carnivora; Felidae. Bases 1 to 945 code for a protein of 314 amino acids. The record is from RefSeq and is a predicted model, not a curated record.